UACAAUAAUUUAUAUAGCAAAUACAUUUGAUAUUUGUUUGCUUCUUACUUCUAUUCGACUUAUCAACAGUUGUUGUUUGUGUUACCUGUGCGAAAGCAGUGACAUAAGUAAAAGAGUGAUAAGUGUGACAAAUAAAAGAGUGUUUGAUAUAAAGAACAUCAAAAAAAAACAAACUUAAAUGAAUGGAGGAAAGACAAACCAAUAUACGAUGUGUAAGUCCAAAAAGUUGAAAGCAAGUGAAACCGAAGCUGAAGCUGAAGCCGAAGCGAUUUCGCAAGCAGUCAGCUAUGGCUGUAUGCGGCUACACUACUUCCGAAGCUGAUUUGUUUGCUUUAUCUUCUCUGUUGUGUGUAGUUGUUUUUAUCUUUAACUUUGAUUUGCUCUCGAUUCGCUUUGACUUUAGUCGGUUGUACUUCGGUAAUGAGUAGGUACGUGAUUUUAUAUUAUUUUUUUAAAAAAUGUCUGGAAUUAAUGCAAAGCUAAUUGCUGCGGUUUUUGCAAAGCCUUUGUUAUGGGAUCAGAAGAAUAAAGAUUAUUACAAUCGAUAUAUUUCGGAAAAGAAAUGGAAUGAAAUUGCCAAGCAAUUAAAAACAGAUGUUAAUUGGGUGCGAAAGAGAUGGAAACAGUUAAGAGACACAUUUAGACUUGAACUAAAAAAACUUCCACCCCAACAAUUAGAUGAUCUAGGCGCUGAUGAAUCUUACUCCUCAUGGCCCUAUUUCAACCAUAUGCUCUUUAUUAAAACUCAAAUAAAGAGUCGUAAAGCUAAUUCUAAUUUUAGUAAGCAAAACGUUAUAAGAGAAGAUUACUCAGUAAAAGAUGUUGACUUUAAUGAAUAUGAGGACAACAAUAGUAGCAAUGAUAUGGAAAUUCAUAUAGCUGAAAAACAAUCUAUGAGUAAUAAACGUAAAUAUUAUGAUACGGAAAUAUCGCUUGAUGUGGAAACUCUUAAAACUUUACCAGAAACUCAAAAGAAAUGUAAAAGUUAUUUCAAUAAAUAUUCAAAUAUUAGAAAUAUCGAGGAGAAGAACAUAAAAGAGAAAAAAUCGAAAAACAAAAUUGAUAGCAAUGAUGAAGAUAUGGCCUUUUUUAUAAGUUUAUUACCUCAUGUAAAAAACAUGACUCCACCUCAAAAGCUCCUUUGUAGAAUGGAAAUACAAGCUACUGUUUUUAAUCACGUAUAUGGAAAAGGUUCCUCGUCCUCUUCAAUAACACAACAUACCUUAUCUUUGAAUGAACACAACACUAUACCAAUAUCAUCUUAUGCAAAUACCAGAGUGCAUAUGAGUAUGUCAGUUGUAUUUCAAUCAGAAAAAAAAAGAAAAUUUAAAAAAUUUGUGUUUGUUUUGCGAAUUUGUCGCAGAGCGGCAAUAAAUUUUGUGUUUAUAUAUUUUUGUUUUUUGUAAUAAAAAUCAUUUAUGACUAACUGAAAACAAAAACUAAAAUAUACAAAAAAAAAAUUGCUAAAGACAGCGAAAUUAACUGCAAAGAAAAGCGUAUAGUGCAAACGGACAACACAAAAACAACAAACACGCGGAGUACAACGAAAAGGGAGGGGAAGGGAAAGGUUGAACAAAA
Molecule: messenger RNA, 1578 nt
Organism: Teleopsis dalmanni
Lineage: Eukaryota; Metazoa; Arthropoda; Insecta; Diptera; Diopsidae
Exons: 3
Coding region: 459-1406 (315 amino acids)
Biological process (GO): regulation of transcription by RNA polymerase II
Cellular component (GO): transcription regulator complex; nucleus
Molecular function (GO): DNA binding
Source: RefSeq, a predicted model, not a curated record